Molecule: messenger RNA, 2187 nt
Organism: Asparagus officinalis (garden asparagus)
Lineage: Eukaryota; Viridiplantae; Streptophyta; Magnoliopsida; Asparagales; Asparagaceae
Product: pentatricopeptide repeat-containing protein At4g33170-like
Exons: 2
Coding region: 106-1575 (489 amino acids)
Biological process (GO): RNA modification
Molecular function (GO): protein binding; RNA binding
Source: RefSeq, a predicted model, not a curated record
AAGCUCCACCAAAACGCCGGCAGAUUAUUCUCUCUCUACAACAAACUCAUCAACCUGUACUCUCAAUGUGGCCGUCAAAAUCUCGCCCACAAACUGUUCGACAAAAUGCCUGAAAGAGACGUCGUCUCUUUCAACACUCUAAUAUCCACUACUCUUCGCAUCAAUCGUGACCCAUCCAUCGGUUUCAGCCUCUACACUAGAUUACUGGACGAGGGUCUGAGACCCAAUUCCAUUACUUUCGCUUCUUUGCUUAGUAGUUCGAGUGUGUUGAGCAACGUGCAGCUUUUGGAGGAAAUGCAUUGCCAUUCGAUCAAAUUUGGGCUGAACUCAAAUGGGUUUGUGGGUUCUGCUUUUGUUAAUGGGUACGAGAGGUGUAGAGGGUUAAAGGAUGCUCUUUGUGCAUUUGAGGAGAUUGCAGAGAUAGACUCCGUUUCUUGGAACAUAAUGAUAGAUGCGUGUGCAAGAAGCGGGUGCAAAGAGAACGCAGUUAAGGUGUUUGCUAGAAUGCAAAGGGAAUGUAGUAAUAGAUUUGACUGCUUUACUUUGACGAGCGUGCUGAAGACGUGCGUCAAGAGAGAGGAUUUGGGUCUUGGGACGCAAUUGCAUUCAUGCGCACUGAAGGCCGGAUUGGAGUACGAGACUCCAGUUGGGAAUUCUCUCAUUACAAUGUAUUCUAGAUGCGAUGGAGAUAUGAAAUCAGCAGUUUUGGUGUUUCGGAGAAUUCUUGAGCCUAAUAUCAUUUCUUGGACAGCAGUUAUUGGUGGUUUGGCUCAGAAUGGUAUGGCAGAGGAAGCAGCAUCAUUGUAUAAAGAGAUGGUGACUCAAGGUGAAAUAGAAAACGAGUUCUUGUUCGCUAGUAUAUUGCCCGUGUUCAGUGCCCUGGUGAACCUUGAAUUGGGAAAGAUGGUCCAUGCUAGAAUUGCGAAAUCAACUGUUUCCUCAGAUGUGGAAGUGAGCAAUGCUCUUAUAGAUAUGUACUUCAAGUGUGGUGACUCUAAUGAUGCUAUGUUGGUUUUUGAUACCAUGAGUAACAUAGAUGUAGUUUCUUGGACAGUGAUGGUUUCCGGGCUCGGUCAGCAUGGGAAAGGGCGAGAAGCGGUGCAUGCCUUUGGUGAAAUGAGAAGGCUAGGAUUUAAGCCAGAUGAUGUCACGUUUCUUGCUGCACUAUCGGCAUGUAGCCAUUGUGGGCUUGUUGAAGAAGGGCUUGAUAUGUUUCGAUCUAUGGCUAAUGAAUAUAGCGUGAAGCCGAGGAGGGAGCAUUUUGCUUGUGUCGUCGAUUUGUUAGGUCGUUCUGGGAGGUUGAGAGAAGCUGAGAUGUUUGUUAAGGAGAUGAGGAUGGAACUUGAUUCGUCUGUGUGGGAAACACUUCUUGGUGCUUGUAGGAUACAUGGGGAGGUGGAGAUAGGAGAAAGAUCUGCGAAGAAAGUUAUGGAAUUGGAACCAGAAAGAGACGGACCUUAUGUGCAGUUAUCCAAUAUAUAUGCUGAUAAAAACUUGUGGGAGGAAAAGGGGAAGGUGAGAUGUAGAUUGGAUUCAAGUGGUCUCAGAAAGGAGACAGCCCGAAGCUGGUUUUGAUGUUUUUGAGGUUUGGUUCGUUAGCAAACGCAGCAGAAAAACUGACAACAGACAGAUCGAUGAUAAAAAGAACGAAAGACUGACAAACAAUCACAAACAUAGAGAUUUAACGAGGUUCACAAUCAAUGUGAUUAGCUAUGUCCUUGGACUACAGCGACAUCACAAUUCUACUAUUAAUGAAUAAAAGAUUACAAUCAAUCUCUCAAAUCCUAAUUUCACCUAUUUCUGACGCCCUUGGGAUCUCCAAAGUUGGGGUGCAUCCCGGGAACUGAUGAUGUGUAUUCACCAUGUAAAUCAGCGUCGUAUCCAACAGCAGUCUAACAUAGUUAACGAUGAAAACCAGCGACGUCGUACGAAUUUAUCAGCUUGUGCAGCUCAAAACUGAAAAAAAAAAAAUUCCAUUAGUUACCAAUAUCAUCUCUGAGUUGUAUUUGACGCACCGAGGGUAAGACUUUAUUCAGGAGUUCAACACUUUUAUGCAAUCUUGAUGGCGCGAAAUAGCAAUCAUGCACUUUCUGAUACUACCGUAUGAAUAUGAAUCUUUACAUAGUCAAUCCUUCAUCAUUUGAUAUUGGCCAUUUGGAUUAUGCAUUAGAGAACUUGAUGCUGAAA